Molecule: messenger RNA, 921 nt
Organism: Mytilus trossulus (common blue mussel)
Lineage: Eukaryota; Metazoa; Mollusca; Bivalvia; Mytilida; Mytilidae
Product: methyltransferase-like protein 27
Exons: 6
Coding region: 121-777 (218 amino acids)
Molecular function (GO): S-adenosylmethionine-dependent methyltransferase activity
Source: RefSeq, a predicted model, not a curated record
UAAUUUUGUUGAAUCUGGUAUUGACUCCGAUAUCACAACGGGAGAACAGUGCAUUUAUUACUUUGCAGUAUAGACAAUCAGCUGUGGCAUUACAGAGUUAGACUAAUUUCAAACAUAAGCAUGGAUAAAGAAUCUGUUUAUGAUACAACAGUUAAACAACUACUAAGCCAUAAUUUAAAUACUGAGGAAAAAACAAAGUUGUACACCGACUGGAGCUCUACAUAUGAACUGAAUUUAAAACAAUUUGGUUACGCUGCAAACAGUAAAUGCAGUGAAGUUCUAUGUAAAUAUUACCCUGAAAACAGAGAAAACAUUGUUAUACUGGAUGUGGGAGCUGGUACUGGUUUACUAGCGGAAGAAUUGGCAACAAAAGGAUUUAAAACCAUCAAUGGAAUAGAUCCAUCUCCAGGAAUGCUUAAAGAAGCUGAAAAGAAGAAGUUAUAUCGAAAUGUAUUUUGUAGUUACUUUACAUCAAAACCUUUGCCAUUUUUCAAACAAGACAGUUUCGAUUUGCUAGCAGUUGUUGGUUCAUUUGGUACAGGACAUAUUCCGUAUGACGCCAUAAUAGAAAUGAUAAGAAUAACAAAACCAGGUGGUGUAAUCUGCAUAUCGAAUAGACGUUCACCUUUUUAUGAAUCACCAGACUACGUGGAUAAGUUUUUCCCGUUAUGUGAUCAGCUGGAACAAGAAGGAAAAUGGAAGAAGGAAGAGAUUACCACGUAUAAAGGAUUUAUGGAGAACGCAGAUGGAAUUAUCAUAGUGUAUCGUGUGAACUAAGACAACACAACAACAUUUUAGACAUGGAAGUUUCAAUAUCACUUUAGAUUCUUUCGACUCUCUUAAAAUGCUUUUAAAAAAUGCAGAAAACAAAGAAAGUGCUUUAAUGUAUAUUCAUACAUUUUGAUUAAAUUGUAAAAGUAG